AGCUGCGUAAAAGACCAAUGAACCGCAGGAGAGCGCCUCGUCGCAUCUCUUACUCACAGAGGAGGGAUGCACCAACAGGAGGAGAGUGGAGGCAGAAGAACCAGGAACAAUGGCGAGGCCAAGACAAAGCACAGGUGAGCCAGGUGGAGAAGGAUGAGAGACAUGAGCAACAGGGGAAAGAAACAGUGCCCAGAGGGAUCUGCCGGACCAUGUGCCCUGCUCGUGAGCUACGGGUCCGUGAGACACAAAACCGCCUUCAUCGUUUUGAGAUGUUAGCAGGCACAGAAAGAGAUCGACGACCCAGGGGAGACCCCCUGCGUUCUGUCAAGGAGUAUUCCAGACCAGCAGCUGGGAAAGACUCGACGAACCCCAAUGACCUCCGUCCACCUGCAGUGUUACUGAAAACUGUGCAUUACCUUAUUGAUGACAUCGCUGCCUCCCCUAGUCUGCAUCCAUGGACUGAGGUGUACAGCUUUGUUUUUGAUCGGCUGCGUGGUGUGAAGCAGGACAUGAUUAUCCAGAGGGUGUCUGGGUUGGACUGUGUGGCCAUUUUAGAGCGGACAGUACGCUUCCUCAUCUAUGCCUCUUAUCGCCUCUGUGGUGAGCCGCUGCGGCUCUACGACCCACGCAUUAACGACACACACCUACAGGAGAAUCUGAGCUGGCUGUUGGAUUGCUAUGCAACUGGAACAGAACCGCAUCCCAACCAGGAAGAGUUUCAGGCUCUUGGUCUUCUUUACAACUUGGGUUCAGCUCGUGCCACACAGCACAUCAUGGAGCUCCCUGAGAGGCUCCGCAGCACUCCUGCCAUCAGGCUUUCUCUGUCUAUCAACCGGGCUUUUCUGGAUCGAAACCCUGUACGAUUGCUCCGAUUGGCACAGAGGUUGAACUUCCUGCAGUGUUGUGCGCUCCACCGGCACCUGGUGACAUGUCGUAGAGAUCUGCUGCUAAUAUUCAGCCAUGGAUACAGCAGCCGUAACUGUCGCUUUCCCCUUGACAGACUGGCUCAGCUCUUGUCCUUAGACGCGUCACUUACAGCCCAACUCUGUCAGGCUUAUGGACUGGAAGUUAACCAGGGAAACCAAGUUGUUUUCUCCAAAGCUGCUUUCACUGAGCCUGAACAAGGGGAACUGCACUGUAAACUGUAUCACAACAUAGUGGAUGAGAAACAGAGAGACCUCACUGUUGUGAGUAUCAUUCACGGUUGCGCUUGAGAUGAAAAACAAGGAGUUAAUUAGUAAUAUAAGUCAUACUUUAUAGGGAAAUUGCCUGUUAAAGUCUCCACAGGGAAUUCACAGUGUAACCUACAGCGAUUUAAACACUUGUUCAAGGACACUUCAGCAGUGCAGCUGUUUCGUUAAUUGGUUUCAUUGUUCUACUCUUGUUAUCUUGUUUGAUUUGAGUCUUGGGGCUUCCAUCUAGGUUGCCCAAUGCCAGUAUCUUUUACAAAUGAAAUGCUUCAGGUCCUGCAUGUUCAGCAUGAGGGAUUAAGGUCAGGGUUGUUGUUGAGCUAAGGGUGUACUCUAACUGAGAGGCUGAAUUCAGGAAAAAAAAAGUUCCCUCUUGUUUCUGGAUGUGCUUUUUCAGCCUCAUCGUGCACUUGAAGUUUAAGAUGUGAAUUGUUUUUAUAAUGUUACUGUUUAUAUUCUUUUUGUUCAGUAUUUCAGAAAACCUGCUGGAAAAUCUACUGUGCACCAGUGUUCAUUUAUCCUCAUAAAUGCAGUACCUCAGAAAUCUUUCAAUAAAUUUU
Seriola dumerili (greater amberjack) is the source of this 1750-nucleotide messenger RNA. RefSeq names its product SAC3 domain containing 1 (gene sac3d1). The record is from RefSeq and is a predicted model, not a curated record. Bases 18 to 1214 code for a protein of 398 amino acids. The transcript has 4 exons. Gene Ontology annotation, cellular component: centrosome; nucleus; spindle. Gene Ontology annotation, biological process: centrosome duplication; spindle assembly. Lineage: Eukaryota; Metazoa; Chordata; Actinopteri; Carangiformes; Carangidae.